Monoraphidium neglectum is the source of this 1269-nucleotide messenger RNA. RefSeq lists its product as hypothetical. The record is from RefSeq and is a predicted model, not a curated record. Lineage: Eukaryota; Viridiplantae; Chlorophyta; Chlorophyceae; Sphaeropleales; Selenastraceae. Bases 1 to 1269 code for a protein of 422 amino acids. The transcript has 4 exons.
AUGGCACCCGCGGCGACAGCAGCAGCAGCAGCAGCAGCAGCAGCUGCUGCGGGUGCGGCGCCGCUGGCGCUUGGCCAGGCCGUCCUCAAUCUCAUGUCCACUUUGAAGCAGAGGCCAAGAGGCGCGCAAGCGGGCGCACUCGCCCGCGCCGCCCCUGCGCUGGCCGCGUUGAAGGCCGCGGCCGAGCGCGACCGCGAGGCCUGGUCGGCGGCGCCCCAGGACCGGCGCGCCGCGGCGGCCGUGCCGGGCCCCGCGCUGCAGCAGCUGGUGGCAUGCCUGCGCGCGGCAGACGCGGGCAUUGUCCAGGCCGCGCUGCAGGCAGCGCGCGUGCUCGCUGAGGGUGAGCUCGGCGCCGGGGCCGGGCGGCGCGGCUCUCUCACCCCUCCGCCUACCGGCGACGCCGGCCCACCAACGCGCGCGGCCAACCUUGGUCCCGGCCCAGGCGGCCAGGCCGCAGGCCCCCGGCCGAUGCAGCUUGCGUCUGCAGACGGCCUGCUCACGCGGGCGGUCGCAUGCCUUGGCAGCGCCAACGCCGCCACCGCGCGCGACGCGGCCGCGGCCCUUGCCGCGGUGAUGCUCGGCGGGGAGGGGCCCGUGGGGCUGCUUCUGCGGGAGGAGGGCGCGGCGCCCGCGUUGCUGCGGCUGAUGGAAUCCGAAUCCUCUCAGUUCACACGCUCCCAGACCCGAGCCGAGGCCCUCACCUGCCUCUCCCUCCUCGUCAUUUACGGCGGCGACGCCGCCUGCGACGCAGCCACCGCCACCCCGGCCUUUGCCACGCACGCCUUCGCCCUUUACAUUGGCGGCCCCGCGGCCUCCGAUGCGGACUGGGACACCCCCACCACAGCCCUCCUGCUCAUCGCCCAGCAGCGCCGCGCGCCGCCGCCCGGCGCGCUCCAGCCCGGACGCGCCUACAAUUUGCUGCUGCUCGCGCUCGGCAAGGCAGGACGCGCGAAGAUGGCGCCCGGCUUCGCGCGCGCGCUGGCGGAAUGCAGGAAGGCGAAAGAUGACGUCAGCGGCGAGAGCUUAAUCCGGCUGCAUCACGCCGUGCAGCUGCUGCGCAUGCUUGGGGACGACGAGCCGGGCCUGCUGGCCGCGCUGGCGCGGGCGGCACCGGCGGCGGUGUGCGACCUGGCGCACAUUGCCAGCGUUGAUUACGGAAACGUCUACGGCAUCGACGCAACACAGUCAGCCGAAGGCCAGCAGUACAGGUACACAUGCCCGGGGAUCGUACUGCACACGGCACCGUAUUGCCUGCGGGAAACCGAGUGA